This is a messenger RNA of Aspergillus wentii DTO 134E9, 1650 nucleotides long. RefSeq names its product Zn(II)2Cys6 transcription factor domain-containing protein. Bases 1 to 1650 code for a protein of 549 amino acids. The transcript is spliced from 5 exons. Gene Ontology annotation, biological process: regulation of DNA-templated transcription. The record is from RefSeq and is a predicted model, not a curated record. Gene Ontology annotation, molecular function: DNA-binding transcription factor activity, RNA polymerase II-specific; zinc ion binding. NCBI's taxonomy places the organism in Eukaryota, Fungi, Ascomycota, Eurotiomycetes, Eurotiales, Aspergillaceae.
AUGGUCUCGACUCAUUCAACGAUAGCAAAAACGAAUUCGCGAAAGAAGGUCCGACCUACAUAUUCAUGCUUAAAUUGUCACAAACGCAAAGUCAAGUGUGACAGAGUGAAGCCGUGCGGCGCUUGUUGCCUUCGAGGAACUCCAUCAGAGUGUGAAUAUGGAAACAGCAAGCAAGAUCGUCAUUAUAUUGAACAGUCGACCCUGAUCGACAAUCUUGUGCAAUCAUGCGAUUCUCUCAAGCAGCAGCUGGCCGAAACUCGAAGAUUGGCCAACCUUCCGCCUGUGAAAGAAGAGGAGACUUCUUCCUUUUCAACAGGCUUUAGUGGGUCAACGGACGAAGAUGAUGCCAAAGACUCGUUGGACGAGUAUAAAAACCAGAUGGGGCCUUUCCCCAGUCAAUCCCAAUCUCCUCCACUCCUACAAGCAGAAGCACAAAAACUAGCAAACCCGUCCCGAGCCACCGCGCUGGUAGAGGUUCUCGUCGAUCAGCUAAUUAAGAACUUUAGCCCUGAUAUGGAAGCUCCAUCUGGAGGGGGCAGGAUCCAACUGCAAGCAGCGGCAGAGAUGAGGGUGUUCUCGCCAAUACUUUGCAGUGCCUUUGAGGCAGCAUCUCUAACAUUUGUCGGCUCUCGAGAUCAAAAUAAAUCGCUCGAAGUAGCGGGAAAUGUUCGAUAUGUUCGGGUUCUUCGGCUCCUUCAAAAUGCCCUGUACAGUCCCAAGGACAGCAAGGAAACGGAUGUUCUCCUCACUGUGUUUCUCUCUACGAUUAUCGAGGCUUUCCGUAAUAACAGCAAGGACUCGCUUUUCAAGCACCAACUUGGUGGUCUUCAAUUAUUAAACUCGAGAACUCCAUAUCGACAUCGUUAUGGGAUUGAGCGGUCCCUGUUUGUCGACCUUCGAUUAUAUUGGGUUACUGCGGCUUUAGUUCAACGAAAACCGACUUUCCUUGCGACCAAGAAAUGGUUGACCGUACCCUGGCCCGAGGGCGCUCACACAAAAGAUAUUCUGCAAAGAUUAUUAGACGUUGCAGUGAAUGUCCCGGCAUAUCUUUCACAGAUUGAUGAGUUUAGUUCUUUUUUAAGAACUAUGAGUCUCCCAACGAGUCAGUUGGUGGAGUUGCAAACCAACAUCUGGGAAACCGCUACUGAACUCGACACACGCCUGCAGGUAUGGAAAACAUCACAAGCCGAUACAUAUCACCUUGGCCAGUUCUGGGAGGAAACCGACUCGGAUUCUUCUGAUGGUUUCCCCGUGUUCAGGUGCCGAAAUCAGAGUACUUUACAGACCACCGUCCCGCCCAUUCUGGUAUAUCCGGAUCUUCUGCUUGCUACAUCCAUGUGUUUCUACUGGGCUAUGCGGCUGGUUGUUUCCACGACCGACAGCGGGCUAGUAAAUGUGUUGACCUUGCAAGAACGAUAUCAGUUUGGUUGCAAUAUCUGUCGAAGCAUGAAGUACUAUAUACAAAACAUCCCGGGAUGUCUGGUAUCUCGGAUGAUGUUUGUUCUGCGGACGGCAUUCGAUAUGUUCGCAGACGGAAUGAUGGAGAAACAGUUUGUGACUGAGCUGUUUCAAUACAUUGGAAAGAAGUUCGAAUUCCCGGUAUUUUCCGACCGUUGCAGCUCCUCUUCGAUCAACUGUAGAGACAUAUGA